Messenger RNA from Anastrepha obliqua, 3919 nucleotides. RefSeq lists its product as uncharacterized. The record is from RefSeq and is a predicted model, not a curated record. Lineage: Eukaryota; Metazoa; Arthropoda; Insecta; Diptera; Tephritidae. Bases 521 to 3508 code for a protein of 995 amino acids. The transcript has 5 exons.
UCUACAUAAAUAAAUAAAUUAAAUUAAAAAGUCACACACACGCACGCAAUUGCAAAAACACCUACUGUAUCAGAAUAGAACAUCGAAAUACGUAUUGAAUUAUACUCAAUCAAUGCAAACGAUGUUACCGGCAGCUGCAUCAAAGUUAAAUUCGUAUAAGCGCGAGCGUUUUAUAAAUUUUAAAUAAAAAAAUUUUCUAUUUUCUUUUUGUAAUUAUAUUCGUUUCUAAUCGAAAUUGUGUGGAAAUUCGAGGAAGUGGUACAUUUUUAUUAUUGUGAUUUAUCUGAUACCAAAUAUUUCAAAUGAAAAUAAGUUACUUUAAACGCAAUAAAUGUGUGUUCGAAAACGAUUUGAUAGACGUGUAACGCAACGUCAUUAUUUGUGAGUGAAAACAUUCAAUGCAAAAAAGAAAAACAAAAAAAAAAGUUAGUAAAACAACGCAGUUAUUGGUUGACUAAAGCAACACAGUCGCAGUUCCACACACAAAUGCGCUUUUGCCGGUGAUCUUUUGUCAUCUGAAAUGAGUGAUGCCGGUGAGCCGCCUCGCAAAACGCCGCCCACGGCAACCGUUGACCGCGACGACAAACAAAGUGCGGCAGGCGUUAGUGAUUCGCAAGAAUUUCGGCAUGAACAACGGCGGCCUCAAGCCACAACAAGCGGCGCCACUGGAACCACUCAGCCACCGCAGCCACAUGAAUUGACCGCAGAGUGGACAGUACGCGCCCAGCUAACAUUCGCCCGCGCCGGUGAGAAAGUACAACGCGAAUUCAGCUCAAACGAUCCUGUUAAUCCUGUGCGCGUGGUAUACAAGUGGUCCACAUUUGAUUCGCCCGUGCCGCCGGAUGAUGACGUUGAUAUUGACGAUUCUUCGUCGUCGACACUGCACAAACGAAAUUCAUUCGCUAGCCGGGGCUCACGUCAAUCCACACCGCUAAAGACCGCACAACACACUCGACGGUGGCACCAACAGCCUCACGAAAGCUUCCGUUCGACAACCUCUUCAACCAAUGCUGAUUUGGGUGGCGGCGAUUCCGCAUUUAGUGGUUCGAAUGCUUCUAAACAACGCCAACGACCCUAUCAGCGCCAACCGCAAACCGCAAGUGGCGGUCCGAAUGGUGCUGGCGCUGCAACGGGUGCACUCUAUGGUACGCGUUGCCGCAGUACCUGUAAUAUAGUCGUCUCAGCCGUUGCAGACUUCUUACCCGCGGAUGCAGCAUCUAGCGCAGCUUUUGCCUCAGCGGCAAAUGAAGACUUUGCGAGCAGUGGAGCAGGAGGAGGAGGAGGAAGAGGGAGAGCGACGACGCACGUAACGGCUACGGCUGCGGACUUUAUACCCGAGAAAGAGGCUGAUCCAUUCGUAUUCAAUACAACGGCGUCGUACACUGUUUUACCUCAAAGGUCUAUUGAUUCUACAAUAUCUACCGGCUCGAAGGAUUUUGCCGCUUUAGGCAAAGUAUUAGCACUCCGCGAUGCUUUCUCACAGACAAGCGAUACGGAAACUAAAUACUUUGAAGAGCGUGAACGUGAAUAUGAACGGCGUCGCUUUGCCAAUAGUCGUAGUCCGAUUGAUCGGCGAACUGUGCAGCAACAACAGCAACAGUCACAGAAAGAACGUAAGUCAUAUGAGCAGCGUCGUGCCACAGCGGAAGGAUUACUUCAGGCGCCUAGCAGCCAUCUCAGUGGCGAUUCUUAUGUGGACGAGGCACACUCAUUUAUGCCUUCGUUUUUAACAUCCCCAUCGCAUACAUUCAAAUCUGCCUCAAUGUCGCGGAUACCAACAGUGCCGGAACAGACACGCUACCAACAGCAACAACACGCACUCGCCUCCAAACAAAAGUCGAGUUCUAGUGAACCAUUGAAAAAACCACGCACUGUGCACAUCGAUGUGUACUGCACUGGUUCUGAAGAUGAGGAAGAGGAAGGUGAAGGAGAAGACGAGGGCGAUCAUGCUGAUGCUGAUGCCGAGGCAUCGGCAAGUUCGAAUGCCUCGAACGAUGAUGAUGAAGAUGCAAGUAAACAUCAUGAUUUGGAGUCAACUUCCACACCACAGACCGUAUUUGAUAACGAACAACUUCUACUCAAACAUAAACGCAUCACCGGACAAACACUUCCACGCCGUCUGCAACAACCGCCACUAUCAGCGGAACCAGUCGCGCCGCCGCAUACCAAACAACAAUCACAGCAUGUCGCCGAUCUACAUCUCGGACAUGCCAUCACCAAAUCCAGCACUGCUGAGGAGGUAUCCGAAUCUAAGCAGUUACUCUUUCGCAAACACAUUGGCGAUCAACGCGCCGCAAAAUUGGCAGCACUUCGUCAAAAGUACAUGCGCCAACCCAGUGACGAUGCCAUCAGUUCCAACUAUCCGAACUCGUCUCGUUCGACGGUGCGUGAUGCCACUUGCAGCAGCAUUGCCUCAAGUGUUGUCACCUCAUCCCAAGCUGAAUAUGCAGCCGAUUCCUCCUGGAAGGAGGCUGAGGAUCAAGAAGAAAUGUAUUCUUUGGCAAAAUCGGAUAGUUUCGAAUAUGAAAACACAACCGAUCGUUUGCGUAUCAAGCAAAUGGAGUGCUUCUGGUCACGCACAUCUUCUACGGAAGAGCCGCCAAGUGGACAACACCAAACGUUAGCAGGUUCACCAGUGCGCGGGCAUAUGCAGUCACCUUUCUUACAACCGAUAUCCGAAGUGAGCUCGCAAGGUAACUCACCGUUUGCCACGCCCGUUUCGCGCCACAAUACAUUACCAACUGAAUCUGAGAACUUUUCCGAGACGUCUGACAUCUAUUACACAUACCCCGGUGCAACGGCAACGGCUUUUGGUGCACAACGUACUUCACCUGCAUACUUGCAGCAAACAUCACAUUUCCCACGAAAUCGUCCCGGGUUUUUGCAGUUUUUCGGUCCAUCUACGUCGCCAAGUCUUCCGCAGCAAAGGCAUGUUUCCUUACAAUCGCCAUCACAUGAAAUGCCACCAACUACAACAGCUGCAGACGUGGUAGUUUCGCCACCGCAUGCGCAAUUGCUUUAUACAGACUACCAACCACGCUUGCAACGGUGGAAAAGCGAGACGCGCGAUAAUCUUUCAACACACGGUACUUCUUCGCCAGCAGAUCGAAGCAGUUGUGCUUCACCACUAGCAGUGGCCGGUGAGAUUUCGCCAUUAUUUCAAAAAAGCGGCAGUGAAGCUCCUCCAACCACCACUUCAGCUGCGACGUUCCAUCAGUCGCCAAUGAUUGCGCGACGUUUCGAAAUGAAGCAUGCGAGUCCCGCUGUAAGCGAAGCUUCCACCACCUACGCCGGUUAUACUGUGGAGCAUUUGCAAAAGGCAAAAAAGUUUGGUGCGGUAGUUAGUACGGCGCGAAAGCCAGGUCAUCACGUGGGUCCCACCAAGAACCCUAACUGUUCUUGUGAAAGCUGUCAGCGUUGGCUUGCGGAACGUUUUCAGGUGCGGAGUCGUGCUUUUUCGCUGGGAGAGCGACCAAUUCUGCGACGUGCUAGUAAAGGGAACAUAUGAUGAGCUGUGAAGCUUGAAUGAAUACACUGCCAUGCCUUAAAAUAAGGUUUAGUCUUAACCGAACUUGAUUAUCUAUCCAAUAUGAAAAUGCAUUUAUGUGACAUAAAUGAAAAUACGAUUAGGUCUGGAUGUAAUGUCGUUUCUUUCUCUGUACAAUAGUUAAGAAGAAUUUUUAACAAACUUCACAUGCAACCUAAAUACACCACAUAUCCACUAAUAUUUACUGAAACCGAGAUUAUUAAUAUUUUGAUUGAGUGUAUCCAUACAUUAAAGUAAAAUACUUACGAUACUAAUAUUUGUGUAAUUGCUAAGAAAAUAUGGAGAGACUUAUUUACUUAUAAACAAAAUGUUCCUCAAUUUCCACAGCUGAACUAUAAAAGUACCAAAUAAAAUCUGUAUAUAAAAUGUGUA